UUCCAUCUUGUCCGAGCGAUUUUUUCCAUCUGGAUGACCUCGCUCAGUCCGUUUCCCUUGUUCCCGCGUUAAUCGGAUGCUGUGUUCCCAAGCUAGACUCCAUGCUCCGCGACGAGCUCCUUCGGUCUAAAAACGAUGAGAUCGCAAACUGUUUGUCGCGCCGAAAGCGCAAGCUCAGCGCAUUAUAUCUAGCCACGGUCGGGUUUGGCGCGACCGAGGACUCGCAUUACCAGCAAAAGGAACGAGCAUUUCUCGACGCCAACGACCUUUCCAAAGGUCGAUACUUCGAUGAAGCUACGCUUCCGCCGCCCGCCCAUGCGCGCGCGCGUUCUCUACCCAGAAGCUUAGUUUCCCCGACAUCAGCUUCUGGUACCAAGACCAAACCUGUUACCGAAAUCAUCCCCCCAUCCACCGUCGAUGGCGGUGUUCCACAGGUGACCGAACCAACCCAAGGCGAAACACCCGCAUCGGCGCAACCUGGAAUUGCAGCUCCCCAUGUCGCGCCUUCACCAGAAACCAAUGGAUCACGUCGGCCAUCUGUGCCAACCAUCUCCCAGCCGCCAAAGGAUAUUGAAAUGCCACCAACGGCUGCGCCAUCACCCCAAUCCUCGCGCGACCAGAAAGUCAGCGCAUCGAUCUCCGAUGCUAAUCAAGAUGCAAACGAAGUCAAGGCUCCUCGCGUGAAGGGCACUGCGAUAGGAGUUCCCUCACUAGACAUCCCAUCCGACACCCGAAGAAAAGAGGCGAAGCCGUCUUUGACUUUAGGGCCCUCUAAUACCGAACAACCUCUUUCACCCGCCUCCUCUAUCGACCCUUACUCUAAUAACACACCCGUGCCGGCCGCUGCAUCACCCGACACAAGCCCUGCAGAAGAAGUGGCCGAGGAUGCGGAAACGAUCACUCGUCCACAUAAACAUGACCAACCACGAUCAAGCUUGGUCCCGUCCACCCCCGACGAGCAAUUGCGCCUAGAACAAGCCAGCUCGACACAGGAGGAACCUGUGGAUGUGAACACUGAUCUGCCUUCGUCAAACGAGAAAAUCAAGGAAAGCGCAAGUGCUGAUGAUCUCCAAGAUGAAAUGGAUGUCGACAAAUCGGCUCCCGAUUCUGAAGCGAAGCAACCUGUAUCAAAAUCCGUGUCGCCUUCCACAAUGGGCGUUACUGUAGAUUCUGUCACACCUGUCAAGAAGCCAUCAUCAUCUAUACCUGGUACUCAGCCUGGAUCGUCGCAACCAGAGCGCAUGACCACGCGAGUUUCGUCUGGAGCUAUCCGCCAUAAGUCUGUUUCUGAAAUCCUUGGAGAAACUCCGAGGAGUCACCAUGACAGGGCUCCGCCCACACCCUCUGAGCAAGGAUCCCCGGAUUCCGUUGCCAGAAUGCGUUUCAAGGACCGAAAAGACCGAGAGAAGGAGAGAAGCCGACUUUCAACAGUGGUUUUUCCCAAGCAGCAAGCCUCUCAGCCCGAGUCUGCGGAUCUACUGCACAGAGACAUGGAUGCGGUUGCCAAGUUGAACGAGGAACAAGACUAUCUGUUCACACUGUUUUUGAACCGAGCCUACGCUCCCCCACGGGGAACAAACCUCAAUACUUUGUUGGCUUCUGCACACAAGACAUUGAGUACGAACAACCAUUUGCUUGAAUACCAAGAGUCCAUGGAUUGUCGCACUCUACGGCGCAUUUAUGCACUUCAAAACGCCAACCGAUGGCCCUUGCGGCAAAUGAAGCGUUCUGUCGAACCUCCUCGGCAAGGAUCACAUUGGGAUGUAGUGAUGGACCACAUGAAAUGGAUGCGAACCGACUUUCGAGAGGAGCGCAAGUGGAAGCUUGCUGCCGCGAAGAGCUGUGCCGAUUGGUGUGCCGAAUAUGUCACCAGCGACGAGGAACACCGGGCUCUACUGCGUGUUCAAACGAAGAUUCCUUUGCCAACCUUGGCCGGGAAGGAUGCACCAAAGGCCGGCCUCAGUCCGCCCUCCGAGGAUACUGGCGAUGAAGCGUUUGGUGGCUCUCAUCCCACUCCGGACCUUAUUCCAUCUGCCGAGGAGGAGUCGGUCAGUGAUGGAUUCAACGAUGAGCCUCGCCAUGACCUCCAAGACACUGUGACUCCUGCCGCUAUCUUCUCCCUCGGCUCGGAUGAGUUCAACUUUUCCAUCGACAUGACCCCUGCUGCUGAGAAGCUACUCGACGAACUGCCGAUAUACGGGCCACUGACAAUGGCCUCUGGAACAAAUGCACCGGACUUCAAAGCACCCCCUGAUUCAGUCUGGAAGACAGAGCUUCUGCCUGUCUCUAAAUUUGCGUCGACCAAGAUCACCUUCCAUGAUGAUGAUCGUCCUCGCAAGCGGAGCAGAUAUGAUUUCUCUCAGUACAACAACGAUUCAGAGCAUCGCAUAACCGAUCUUCCCCCAGAGCAGACCAAUGUCGCCCUUUUCCGCCCCGAGAACAAACCCAUCCGUGAUCGCAUUCACCCCGGGCACUCGUUCCGACCUCCAACCGAACACCCGAUGCCGUCUGUUGGGUUCUUUGAGUCACGUCAGUCAUCACAGUGGACUUUUGCUGAGGAUGAUGAAUUGCGACGCUUGGUCAAGGAGUACUCCUACAACUGGUCUCUAAUUUCCAGCUGCCUAACUCCAUCUUCUAUUUUCACUUCUGGAGCCGAGAGACGGACCCCCUGGGAAUGUUUCGAGCGAUGGGUAGGAUUAGAAGGUCUUCCGGCCGAUAUGUCCAAGACGCAAUACUUCCGGGCCUACCACCAGAGGCUUGAAACCGCCCAGCGUACCGUGCUGGCCCAGCAGGCGGCUGCGCAACAGCAGCAGCAACAGCAGCAACAGCAGCAGGGCAACAGCGGUCCUCCUCAGCCACCCAUUCGCCGGAGGUCUACACAGCCCAUUCGCGUUGACAGGAGACGCUCAUCAAAACAUCUCGCUUUGCUUGAUGCCAUGCGUAAGCUGGCUAAGAAGAGGGAGACUAUGCUUCAAAAGCAGCAGCAUGCUUCUCAUCUCGCCUCAUUGCGCAAGGCCAACGAGGCCAAUCAACCCAAGCCGCCUAUUUCAUCGCCAGCUGAAUUUAGUCGGCUGAAAUAUGACAGGGAGAUGAAACUGCAGGAAAGGCAAGAGCAGUACCGCCAGCAAAUGAUUGCGCAACAAAGAGCUAGUCUUGCAGCUCAGCGUUCCGGUCAAGCGCCUAACCAGCCUGCGGCAAACGCUCCAGGACGCAGCAACACCAACAUGCCCCCCACCUCUAACCCUAGCCUGCCCGGAGGUACUUCGAAUGGAGUGCCUAAUGGCAUGCAAGCCGGUGCCGGUGUCAAUCAGGGCCGCCCUCUUUCAAUGCAAAAUAUGCCGGCCGGUGCACAGUCGAAUGGCCAGAUGCCCAACGGUAUGGCUAUGAAGAUGAUGCCCAAUCAGAUCCAAGGACCAGGCGUGAGACCUGGUAUGGCGAUGCAAACCUCUCCCGAUAACACUCGCGUCAUUCGAGAAGCGAAUCGAUUGCAGGAGCAGCAGCGCCUUCUUCAAUCUAGGCAACAACCGCAAGGCCAACAAUUCCACAAUCAGCAGUUUCCAUCACAGGGAUCGCCCAACCUGAACAUGUCAAAUGGUACGCCUAACAAUCCAGCCAUGAUGGCUAUGCAGGCUCAAGGAGGAAUGCAAAGCCCAUCAUUCCACGCUGGCACGCCCCAAGGCGUGUCAACCCCGUCGCCUCGCAUGGGCCAGCCGAAUCCCCUCUCGAGCGGCGUCGUGCCACAGAUCAGCAAUAUCCAAAGCCAGAUUCAGCGCAGCAACCCGAACAUGCCCCCUGAGCAGAUAACCAAGUUGGCUACUGAUCGACUCAAUCAGUACCAACAGUCGCAACAGCAGCGCUUGUCCCAGCAGGCCGCGAUCAACGCUGCUUCGGGUAGCAUCAAUGCGAAUGCCAUGAAUGCGAACAACGUGCAGGCCAACUUCCAAGUUUCUCACGAUGGUAAUUUCCAGACUCCUUCGGCGCCUAACAUGGCAAAUGGCAAUUCUGGAAUACAGGUCCCUCAAAACCAGGGGUUUUCCCCAAUGAUGCGGGUUCCUCAGCCGGGUCAACAGAACCGCACUGGUCCAACUAGCUCGCCUGCCCUGAACGGAGCUGUCGCUCAGCCUAGCCGAAGCGCCACUCCUCAAACCCAACGCAGUGGCAGUGCUCAAGCUGGCCCUCAAGGCUCCAGCAAGAGCCCCCAUGCCCCAGCAGCCCAGACAGCAACUAGCUAA
Molecule: messenger RNA, 4232 nt
Organism: Penicillium antarcticum
Lineage: Eukaryota; Fungi; Ascomycota; Eurotiomycetes; Eurotiales; Aspergillaceae
Gene: eaf1
Product: MYB and HSA domain protein
Exons: 5
Coding region: 102-4232 (1376 amino acids)
Source: RefSeq, a predicted model, not a curated record